CGCAAGGUCUACUUCGGGGGUCGAUCAAUUCGGUUGCCGAUCUCCUACUCGACUUUUACAGUAGGAAGAGGUACCAACGCCAGCACAGCGCCCUUCCCUCGCUUUCGGCCCGCCGGGCCUGCUGGGAGGCGCCCGUCGCCACCAGUGGACUCUCUUCGGAAUUCUGUUCGAGCUUCUGGAUGAUCUUCGAAACUCUGCUCGACAUUCUGGUCCCCCAGAGGCUUGCGAAGCAGCUGUAUCCAUUUGUUGUUCACGACAGAUGUUGCAAUCCUGGCGUUGUCACUCGAUUUCGGCCUUUGAGGCCCUCUGUCGGUCCCCAGGGCCAUCAGAAGUGGCUGCAGGGCGAAAGGCUGGACCGGGGGAAGUGGGUCGGGACGUCCUGGGGACGGCGCGCCGACAAGAUCGCGUCGUCGGGUGUUUGGGAUCGGCGCCGUGAGUGAUGGGCUCCGUGAGGACACGGCCCCAAGCUGAGUUUUUUGUUUUGUUUUGUCUGAGGCCGUUCGCAGUUGAGGCCCCAAGCCCUCGGGCCCCACGCCUGCGCCGCCGAGGCAUGCGGCUGCUGCAUUGCCUGGGGAACUCCCGGCGCGGGCACAUGAUGAGCCAUCCCCCGGGGCCGGGCGCGAGCGACGCAGAAGAGGGCGAGGAGGAGGAGGUGGCGUCCCAGGAGGACGAGGCCGGCGGUGGCGAGGGCGAGGACGGCGAGGAGGCGUCGGGGGGCGGCGACGAGGGCGUGCUCCUCAGCCCCUUCGCGGCCGCGGCGGUCUCCGCACUGUGCGCGGCGGCCCCCGGCACGCCCUUGGCCUCGCGGCCCGCGCGCGGCACGCCCGCCGGCGGGCUGCAGGUGGAGGCGCUGCUGCAGCAGGUCGGGGCGCCGCGGCGCCUCUGGCCGGGCGUGUGCGCGGAGUUGACGCAGGUGGCGGCCCACGGCCUCCUCGCGGUGGUGGGCGGCGGCGCGGGCGCGGCGGCUGCGCGCGGCGCGAACGCGGCG
Prorocentrum cordatum is the source of this 988-nucleotide messenger RNA. Lineage: Eukaryota; Dinophyceae; Prorocentrales; Prorocentraceae. The record is from the annotation of a GenBank genome assembly.